AUGUCAUGCAAUGGCUAUAUUGUUUCGUUUGAACCAAAUGUACAAGAGAAGAAGUUAUACGUAGUUGGUCCAGAGGGAAUCGAGUAAUAGGUUAUAGACAGAUUGUCCAAAUGGGCUACUGCCAGCAAAAAGGAGCUUGGUUUUAUGACUAAAGAAGAGGUAGAGAUCAGCUAGUGA
Stylonychia lemnae is the source of this 177-nucleotide messenger RNA. NCBI's taxonomy places the organism in Eukaryota, Ciliophora, Spirotrichea, Sporadotrichida, Oxytrichidae. The record is from the annotation of a GenBank genome assembly.